Molecule: messenger RNA, 3521 nt
Organism: Impatiens glandulifera
Lineage: Eukaryota; Viridiplantae; Streptophyta; Magnoliopsida; Ericales; Balsaminaceae
Product: transportin MOS14
Exons: 27
Coding region: 240-3113 (957 amino acids)
Biological process (GO): protein import into nucleus
Cellular component (GO): cytoplasm; nuclear membrane
Molecular function (GO): small GTPase binding
Source: RefSeq, a predicted model, not a curated record
ACGCCAAAGGAGUUUCAAAAACCCCCGGUUUUCUAAAAACAAGUCUCGUUCUAUAAUCAGAUCUCUCGGUGGAGAAGAAGAGGGGAAAAAACAAAUACAAUCGGAAACCGAGAUUAUAAUCUCAUAUUGAUCAUCUUUUACUUUAUCCUUUCUUUACAUUAUCAGCUAUUUGGAGUGAGAAAGACAGGUUACAAAUACAAUAUCAGAUUUAUACUCUUUCUUUUCCAAAUUUUGGCCAUAUGGAACUGCAGAACGCAGUCAAGCAAGCCCUAAACGCUCUUUAUCAUCAUCCUGACGAUGCUGUUCACAUAGAGGCCGAUCGAUGGCUUCAAGAGUUUCAGCGAACACUUGACGCUUGGCAGGUGGCUGACAAUUUACUUCAUGAUGUCAGUAGCAAUCAGGAGACAUUAAUCUUUUGUUCUCAGACUUUAAGAAGCAAGGUACAACGAGAUUUUGAAGAACUACCUCCUGAAGCCUUUUGUCCCUUGCGGGACUCCCUGACUACAUUGUUGAAGACAUUUCACACGGGUCCACCAAAAGUCAGAACACAGAUUAGUUUGGCAGUGGCUGCAUUGGCAGUACAUGUGUCAACAAAAGAUUGGGGUGAUGGUGGCAUUGUAAAUUGGCUUAGAGAUCAAAUGAAAUCUCAUCCUGAAUGCAUACCCAGUUUUCUUGAGCUUCUUAAAGUUCUACCCGAGGAAGUCUUCAACUAUAAGAUAGCAGUUCGUCCAGAUAGACGACGCCAAUUUGAAAAAGAAUUGACGUUUGCUGUUGAAGCUGCUCUUGAUAUCCUGACUGCUUGUGGAAAAUUUGUUGAACUCAAAGAGCAGGUUCUUGAGGCAUUUGCUUCUUGGCUACGGUUAAGGCCCAGGAUCCCUACUGCUGUUCUUGUUUCUCAUCCAUUAGUACUUACAGCUCUUUCUAGCUUGAAUUCUGACAUCCUUUCAGAGGCAUCCGUCAAUGUUAUUUCUGAGCUGAUCCACUACACAUCAUCAAAACGUUCGUCUUGCAUUUCUGAGCAGAUGCCUUUAAUUCAAGUAAUUGUUCCUCAAGUGAUGAACCUUAAGGAACAACUUAAAGACCCUUCCAAGGAUGAAGAAGAUGUGAAGGCAAUAGCUCGUUUAUUUGCUGACAUGGGUGAUUCUUAUGUUGAAUUGAUUGCCAAUGGCUCGGAUGAAUCUAUGUUGAUCGUUUACGCUUUACUGGAAGUGGCUUCACAUCAAGAGUACGACAUUGCCUGUAUGACAUUCAACUUUUGGCACAAUCUUCAGACUAUUCUGAUUGAAAGGCACUCUUACACAUCAUUUGGUGAUGAAUCUUCCAUAGAAGCCGAAAGAAAUCGCAGGAUCUUGAUAUUUCAGUCAUCAUAUGAAUCAUUGGUUUCCUUGGUUAGUUCAAGAGUUCAAUAUCCGGAAGAUUAUGGAGUGCUUACGACUGAGGAUCAAAAGGAUUUCAAACAGACUAGAUAUGAUGUUGCGGAUGUUCUAAUUGAUGCAGCAGUGGUACUAGGGGGUGAAGCGACACUGAAGAUUCUUUAUAUGAAGUUUGGUGAGGCUGUGGCUCGCAGUCAAAAUGAAGAAAGCAGCAGAUGGCAACCAGCAGAGGCUGCUCUAUAUUGUAUAAGGGCCAUAUCUGAUUAUGUAUCUUUUACAGAAGCUGAAUUUUUGCCCCAGAUUAUGUCAUUGCUUCCAACACUCCCUCGUCAACAUCAGCUUUUGACAACUGUGUGUUUGACAAUUGGGGCAUAUUCUAAGUGGAUUAAUGCAUCACCUGGUGGAUUCACCACAUUCCUUCCUUCAUUGAUUGAGAUUCUUGUUAGUGGAAUGAGUGUUUCUGAAGACUCGGCGGCAGCGGCAGCUUUAGCUUUUAGGCACAUCUGCAAUGAUUGUGGGAAGAGACUUUCCGGAUCCUUGGAUGGCCUCUUUCACAUAUACCAAAGAGCAGUGACUGGAGAAGGUAGCUUUAAGGUUUCUGCAGAAGAUUCACUUCAUCUAGUUGAGGCUUUAAGUGUAGUCAUAACUGAACUUCCUCCUGAGCAUGCUAAAAGAGCUCUUGAAAUGCUCUGUUUGCCAGCAGCAAAUUCUCUUCAGGAAAUUAUCAAUCAAGGGCCUCUUAUCUUGGGACAAGUAAAUGCUCGUGAUGUAACAGUUCAUAUUGAUAGACUAGCAAAUAUCUUCAGAUAUGCGAGUCAUCCUGAAGCUGUUGCAGAUACAAUUCAGAGGAUUUGGCCGAUAUUCAAAGCAAUUUUUGAUACUCGUGCUUGGGAUACAAGGACCAUGGAAUCCUUAUGUCGGGCGUGUAAAAAUGCUGUAAGAACGUCAAGAAGAUUCAUGGGAGUUACUAUUGGAGCAAUGCUUGAGGAGAUACAAGGACUGUAUACACAACAUCAUCAACCUUGUUUUCUUUAUCUCUCUAGUGAGGUUAUAAAGAUAUUUGGAUCUGAUCAGUCAUGUGCUGACUACUUGAAAAUAUUAAUAGAAUCACUCUUCAGCCAAACUACUCAUCUGCUUACUAAAAUCGAGGAAUUCACUUCCAGGCCAGAUAUUGCAGAUGAUUGUUUUCUCUUGGCAUCAAGAUGCAUCCGCUACUGCCCACAAUUAUUCUUUCCAUCUCCAAUAUUUCCAUCAUUGGUUGAUUGCUCCAUGGUUGGCAUAACUGUUCAACACAGGGAGGCUUCCAACUCCAUAUUAACUUUUCUAUCAGAUAUAUGCGAUCUUAGUAAUUCUGGUCAUGGAGAACAGUACUUAUCUAUCAGAGAUGGUGUAAUGGUUCCACGAGGUGCUUGUAUUACCAGAAUAUUGCUUGCUUCCUUAACUGGAGCACUUCCUCCCUCUCGAAUAGAAUCGGUGAUUUACACAUUAGUAGCCCUAACUCGAGCAUACAAGUCUAGUGCUUUAGAAUGGGCGAAAAUUGCUGUAUCAUUAAUCCCAUUAUCGGCUGUAAAAGAGGUGGAGCGGUCAAGCUUUAUUCAAGCAUUAUCUGAUCUGGCAUCUGGGGCUAACAUUAAUGCUCUAACAAUUCCAAUCGAAGAACUGGCUGAGGUUUGCCGCAGGAAUCGAACUGUUCAGGAAAUUGUUCAAGGGGCAUUGAAGCCAUUGGAAAUUCGGAGCUAAAUUUGGCUGUUGUAUCAUAACAAUGGAAGGGGCGCGGCCAAUUUUUAUCGAGGCCAAAUCUUAGUUGUCAGCUUGAAAAGGAGUGGUUUAAAAUUUGCCUGUUAUUUUUCCAUUUGAUACUAUUAUAUUAGCAGUUUUCUUAUAUCUAUGUAACCCAAUUUUUUUUGGGUCAUAUGAGUUGUGGUAUAGAAUUGUUAUUGUGAAAAUUCUAUUUAAUUUGUGGGAUUUUGAGUGAUCAUGUAAGUAUCAUGGAUUUUUUCCCUUUUUUUUUCCUCUUGACUUAUUGAAAUUUGUUGUAAAUUUCAUUUUUUUUUUCAGUUGCUUUCUUGGUCUUCCAGACUCUUCUUUUACAAUGUAAAAGAUAAUAUGUUUUGUUUCCUUUUUUAUGAUCUCAUUUGUUAUGUACUA